AUGUUUGACAAAUUGAAGCGUAAGGUCCAAAAGCUGAAAAUCUCCGACGACAAGAAGGAAAGUUUGCCCGAUGUGGGGUCGUCGGAGGAUCUUUCUAAGCGCGAAAUAUAUCGCAACAGGUACAACUUUGGUGUCAAUUUUGGGUCCCUGUUCGUUCAAGAAAGUUACAUCUAUCACUCUUUAUUUUCAGAGGGCGGCGACAACGAACACGAUGCAAUUGCCGCGCUUGUUGCCAAGAGCUCCGUUGAAGAAGUGGCUCGUAAGCUACAACAGCACUACGAAAGCUACGUUUCUGACCAAGAUUGGCAAUGGCUGCAGAAAGAGGCGGGUGUUACAGCUGUGAGGCUCCCUAUAGGUUACUGGCACGUUGACAAUGGUCGUUUCAUUAGCAAGGAUAUGAAAUUCCACGAUUUGAAAUCCGUGUAUGAGGCGGCCAAGCCUUGGGAAGCAGUUCGCAAGAUAAUCAAAAGCGCUGCUGACCAUGGAAUCGGGAUUUUGGUCGAUAUUCACGGUGUUCCAGGAGGUGCCAAUAAGGAUGCCCACUCGGGAGAAAACAGUGGGCAAGCCAACUUCUUUUCUACCCAGGCAUUUGUGGCCCCUGUAGUUGACGACAUGGUUCCUUUCAUUGUCAAAGACAUUUGCAAACCGAAUGAAAAUGUCAUCGGUUUGCAAGUCAUCAAUGAAGCGGCUUUCAGCAACUCGGCCAAGGACGAAAAGAAGUUCUACGCCAAAGUGAUCCAAGCGGUACAGAGUAUCGACGACAGUUUGCCUGUUGUCAUCUCCGAUGGAUGGUGGCCCGCUCAAUGGGCCGACUGGCUGGAGGAAAACAAGUUCACGAACAGUGUGGUCAUAGACUCGCACGUUUACAGAUGUUUUUCCGAUAGCGACAAAAAGAAGAAUGCCGCUCAAAUUACGGACGAGCUGCCCCAGUCGGUCAAUUUCUCUAAUGACAAAGCUGAUUACAUGGUUGGUGAGUUCUCGUGUGUGUUAGACGGCAAUACUUGGGAAAAAACGAAAGAAAACCGCGAUGAAUGCGUUUCCAAAUUCGGCCAGAAACAAACUCAAGUGUUCCAAGAUAAGGCCAGCUGGGGAUGGUUCUUCUGGACCUUCAAGUUUCAGGAAGGUGAUGGAGGCGAGUGGGGAUUCCAACCCAUGGUCAAUAAGGGCUGCAUUCCAAAACGGCCGCGUGUCAGCCCGGCCAUCGACGACAAGAAGGUGCAACAAAUUGUCGAUGGGCACGUUAAUUAUUGGAAUGGCAAAGGCAAAAAGUUCGAGCAUGAGCGGUUCGAAGACGGGCUUCAGACCGCCAUUAGCGACAUCCAAGCUUUCGACGAAUUCGACCAUUCCAGGGUCGGCAGAACCCAUUUCUUCAAGUCUUUGAGAAGAAGCCAACACGUGGCCGAGAAAGGCGAUAGCGAAUUUGUUUGGGAAUGGGAGCAGGGUUACGAUCAAGGGCUCUCUGAGUUCAAUAAGUAUUUGUAG
Molecule: messenger RNA, 1482 nt
Organism: Lachancea nothofagi CBS 11611
Lineage: Eukaryota; Fungi; Ascomycota; Saccharomycetes; Saccharomycetales; Saccharomycetaceae
Source: the annotation of a GenBank genome assembly